Seminavis robusta is the source of this 1390-nucleotide messenger RNA. The record is from the annotation of a GenBank genome assembly. Lineage: Eukaryota; Bacillariophyta; Bacillariophyceae; Naviculales; Naviculaceae.
GGUAGAACUGGUACCCGCUCGGCAGUUGCUGGGCCCACUUCUGAUGUUUGGAUGUUUGGAUCUUGUUUGCCACGUCGCCACUAGUAAUGCAACUGGUUGGGAGCUCUUCGUACAGCGUAAAGCGUGCCCGUACCGGUGUGCUCGUUGCUCGUUCACCGUUCAGCUUGGCACUCAGCGACUUCGACACAUUGUUUCCUCACAAUUUUCGAAAACCAAGAGCUAAAAAGCUAAUACGAUCACCAUUCAUCAAACAGAAGAAGAAAAAUAUUCAACCAUGACGGACUCUACUAUCCAAUGGCCCAAGAAGACCAAGGAGAUGGAAAGCCACCACUUUGACUCUACUGUGUGGAACGACUUCAAGUUCAGGGAUGAUGACAUUGUCAUUGCAACUUAUGGCAAAAGCGGCACCACUUGGACUCAGCAGAUCAUCUCCCAACUCAUCUUUCAAGGAGACACAACCCUGGAUGUGGCCGGAAUUUCCCCAUGGGUGGAUCUGCGAGUUCCUCCCAAGCCCAUCCAGCUUGCUAUUCUGGAAGAACAAAAGCACCGCCGUUUUGUCAAGACCCAUCUCCCCGUGGAUGCCCUCGUCUUUUCUCCCCAGGCCAAAUACCUCUACGUGGUUAGGGAUGGCCGUGAUGUGGCCUGGUCUCUGUUCCAUCACCACAUGAACGCCAAUGCGGAAUGGUAUGCCGCCUUGAACGACACUCCAGGACUGGUGGGUCCCAAGAUUGGCAAGCCCGUCUCGGAAGAUCCUGUGGAGUACUACAAAAGUUGGUUUGACAAUGAUGGAGCUCCCUUUUGGUCAUUCUGGGAGCACAUGAAGUCUUGGUGGGCCAUCCGUGACCUGCCCAACGUCAAGUUUGUGCACUUUAACGACUUGAAGAAGGAUCUGAGUGGACAGAUGCGAGAGAUUUCGGAAUUCUUGGAGAUCCCCAUCAAUGAGGACAAGUUUGACGAGAUGGUCGAACACUGCACUUUUGACUAUAUGAAGAAGCACGCGUCGCAAAUGUCUCCUUUGGGGGGAGCCCUCUGGAAUGGAGGCGGGGCUACUUUUAUCAACAAGGGGACCAAUGGGCGCUGGGCGGAUCUUCUCUCGGACGAGGACUGCCAAGCAUACGAAAAGAAGGCAGUGGAGGAACUGGGCGAGGAGUGUGCGGAGUAUUUGAAGAAUGGAAGUUUGGCAACUGUUGUGCCCCAGCCAAUGACCGACAACUCUCUGCAGCAAUGAACAGUCCGUACCUUGCUGCCCUUUGGAUCCGAGAAAGCCCAAUUGUUUUAUUUUUUGUCUGCCCAUGCUGCGUUUCUUCAGCAGUAUACCGUAUGGAAGUGGGUUUGGAGUAUGGAAGAUAGAUGUAACUAACCAAUGCUUAGCAACAGAAUAUUUGAAGCC